GUUUUCCAGGCAUAAGUGUGAGGGGCGAAGAAAAACAACGCAAAUUUUUUACCUGAAAAAUAAAUAAAAACAAUCACAGUUUGUAUUUGCUUUUAUCGCUCUGCAGAUCUUUUACUAUUGCCAAUGAGCUAGUAUUCAUCAAUCAAAUAUACAAACAGCGAUAUAUAAUAAUGUAGCAGCUGCUAUUGCAAUUGGUUUUUGGAGUAAUACAAAAUUUGCUGCUGUUGCUGCUGCUAGCGAGCGCCCGUUGCUGCAGGGAGCUGCAGCCACCGUCGCCGCGUCAACAACCAACUGCAGCGGCAUCCACACACACACACACACAGGCGCACAGACAGAGAGAGAUACAUAUACACAUAGAGCGCCUCGCAGAACUCAUUGUUCUGUGACUGUGACAUCGUUUAUACAGACGUCGCCUCACCCGCUGCUCGUUGCGCGCUGCCCGUUGCCCGCUGCCCGCCGUCAGUGGCCCGGCUCUUCAGUCAGCUAUAGCUGUAUCUAAAAAUGGAGUGGACCAGAGAGAAGACAUUGCUGCUGAUCAGCGAGUACCGACAGCGACGCGGACUGUGGGACAUGACAUGCGACGAGUAUCGCAAGAAGGAUGUCAAACAGCGUCUACUAAACGAAGUUAGCGAAGUUCUCGGCGGUAACAUACCCAUACCAGAGUUGGAGAAAAAGUUCCAUACACUCCGCACACAAUAUCAUCGCGAGAUUAAUCGCAUGAAACGCAAGGAGCCGUACAAUUCAAAGUGGUUUGGCUUUAAGAAUCUCGUCUUUCUUAGCUCCCCGUUUGCGUGUCGCUCCACCAAAGGCCGUUCCAAAGACAAGGACGACGCAACAGUACAAAAAUAUAUAUUGGGUGACGUGAAUGCCGCUGGCACUACGGAAGGCAACAAUAUGAACGACGAGUAUAUAGUAACGCCGCGCAAAUCGCACGCGAGCAGCCGAGCACAAGAGCUGGAGAAGCUGAUCGAGGAGACGACCAAAGAUAUAGAGGAUACUGAGGACGAGGAGCCCGGUGUGGAAGAGGAUGUGGAUACCAAACCCAAGCUAAACAAAGAGCUCAGUGGCACGUACGUGCACAUCAACGAAGAUGAGAGCGAGGCGGUCGAGACACAUACACACCAGCAGCAACAGCACACCCAUGCCCACACCCAUUCCCUACCCCAUGCACAUCCGCACCCACAUCCACAUCAUCAUCAACAGCAAUCCUUGAUGGAGUUGCAUCACUCUGCAAAUGCAGUGGAAUCAGUCAGCUUUCAGGCCAACGAAAGUGGCGAGCUCCACUACCAGUCGACAUCCUCGACGCCCAACGCUGGUGGUGGAGGUCCUAGCUCCUCGGUACAUGUGAUGCCAACACGUAUCAUCAAAAUACAGCGGCGCGACACGUCCAACCAGGAGAAUGGGUAUUUCGAGGAGCAGCAGACGCAGCAUCAGCUGCAUCCGCCGCCGCCCAAGCGGCUCUACUUCGAUCCGAAUGGCACGCACAGCACCACAAUUCUAUCCGCAUCCACGCUGCAGACGGCUUCGCAGAACGUCAACGGUAACGGCAAUGGCAAUGGUGGCAAUGUGUUGACCGCAACCUCCAGCUCCGGGCUAACUGCUGGCACACUGCGCCUGCCACGCGUCAAUGCCAUAGUGAAUGCCACUUCGCUGUCACCACCAAAGCCAGCCAGCUCUCCAAUACCUCAGCCGCAGUUGGCUGGGGCUAGUUCACUGCAACGGGACGAAUUCGCCACGUACGGCGAAUACGUGGCCAAUGAGAUGCGUGCCAUUACCAACAGGGAGGUCUUGAUCGCACUCAAGCACAAAAUAAAUACAGCCAUAUUUGAGGCGAAUAUGGCAGAGUUGCAAAAAUAAAAGUGUCAGCCAUAUUUGAGAAGAAUAUGGCUCUAGUUGCAGCUGAGCGAUACCGACGGCCAUACUUGAGGCGAAGUUGC
Molecule: messenger RNA, 1937 nt
Organism: Drosophila arizonae
Lineage: Eukaryota; Metazoa; Arthropoda; Insecta; Diptera; Drosophilidae
Source: RefSeq, a predicted model, not a curated record